Mya arenaria is the source of this 760-nucleotide messenger RNA. RefSeq lists its product as uncharacterized. Lineage: Eukaryota; Metazoa; Mollusca; Bivalvia; Myida; Myidae. The transcript has 3 exons. The coding region runs from base 47 to 664 and encodes 205 amino acids. The record is from RefSeq and is a predicted model, not a curated record.
UACAAUGAUUCAAUAAAAUGACAAGGGAAAUUCUUGCAUCACCAAUAUGAUUUUCUUAUUAGCUUGCGCGUGUAAAUGUGUGGCGUUAUGGAUACUUGUUUGUAUAUCUCAUAAUUGCGAGGGAUUUGGCCAUGUCAGGUGGUACUAUUUAAAAAAGAAUGGAUCACAUGCACAAGAAAUUGAAGAAGAUGAUUUACGUGUUCAGCAUCAGGGAAAUUCUAUCUUAUUUACAAUAGCUGACGUAGAUUGGAGUUUCAAUGGUACCUUUGUAUUCACAUCAGUUGGCUAUCAAGGACUAUCGCCAUUACUCGAAUUGAAUUUAAAAGUUUACACAUAUGCAAACGGCUGUGGAGAACUGUACUUUCUUUCGGAGGGACCCUUUUUUGCCGGAGACAGUUUGAGUCUUGGAUAUUUCCCGUCACCACUAGUUGCAAAAGAGAAAAAUGCAAGCAAGUAUGCUGUAAAACUAAUCAAUGGCAAUAAUGAGAACCAUACGUCCAUUGAACAAGCGAAAGGUGUUUUAGAGCUUGACCAGGAGGGACACGAGUUUAUAUUUACUUUGUUCAACGUUAAGAAACAUGACAGUGGACUGUAUUGGAUUCAGUGUCAGAAUGGAAUUUCCGGAAAGUACUCUAAUAGUGUCAAUGUGUCGAUUAAAGGUUAGAAAGUCUUAUUCAAAAUUGAAUUAGUCCAUUUUACUAUAAUUUCUGGUUUUAAAAUGUUAUGUCUAGUGUGUUCAUGAUAUCUUCAGAUAAGCCGA